AUGGCGACGUAUUUGCUGACAGAUGACCUCACCCCAGUCAACUAUCCAAGCAGAAGUCGUUCUACAAUCAUUACAUCUAUCGAGAACACCGUUACGCAUUUAUUACUGCUUUCCGUUGUUAUGGAGUCUACGUUUCCGAAAUUCUUAGAUCUUCCCAAAGAGAUCCAAUUUGCGAUCUGGGAAGUCGCUAUUCGCCCGUCAGGUGAUCGUCAUGUCCACCGAUUCUCCAUCGCCGGCUUUCCUCUUAGACAUACAAACCGAAAGCACUUAUGCUUACAAAAGACCAAACUCUGGUCUGAUGGGACCUUGCGAUCUGCUGUCUGUUCUUCUUUGACCGUACCAUCCGAUGACGUCGAAGGCAAUCCUAAUGAUUCUAUCUACCUGUCAGACAGUGGCCUCUGGACCGCAUGCAAGGAUUCACGCGAUGCAAUGGAGAAACGAUUCAAGAAGAACGAAUGGUGGUCGAACGUCAAGUCCCCCUAUCAUCCAAAACGCACAGCAGAGCCUGGUCAAUAUCUUGAUCAAGAAGACACCGCGCACACAGCGUCAUAUACAGACCACGACGGAAUUGUCAAACACAUCACUAUAGGCUACGAGAGAGACCUUAUUCAUCUCGAUCCUCGCUAUCUAUGCGAUCUUGAGAACAUUAACUGGUCUCGAAACUCAAUCGAUAUCUUUCAGCUUCCCGUUUUCGAUAAGAGACUGGAAAUGGGAGGCAACCUCGUAGUCAGGCCUAGCUUCGUCGGAUCAAACAUCGCACUGGACUAUGAUCGCUCUAUAUUGGACCAAUUUAGUUCAAAAAUGGUACAUUAUCGAGACAAAGCAUUGCGAACUCGUUUUGUGGCUUUGUUCGACAUGUACGUCUUUUUGUGCGAGACCGCGCAAAGAACUGUCUGGUUCAUUGACUAUGGCUUGGUACCAGUCCCAAACAGGGCCGUAGAGUCGCUACCAGUAAGGGAGAUAUUCCGUUCAGGCGACUGUAUCUACACCGAAGUCAAGAGAGAAGAUAUUGGGGUACUUUGGCAACUCAGUGAGUACGACAAAGCAUAUGACGACGAGAAUCAUAGUGCAUUUGACAUGCUUCGCAUUUUCGAGGCAGGCCCCUGGGAACUGGAGGAUCCUUCACGUCUGCGAGUCUUGGCCUGUCAGCCUGCACCUGGACGAGUUGUUAAGCCACGAAAGCCAUGGGCAUUGCGUUGUCAUGGUCAUUCCUCUUGCGAAUUGUGUACCGGGAAGCCUGUCCCGCGUGUCCGGCCAUCGACGAUCGAAAGGGAGGGGGAGGAAAGUUCAUCACAUAUCUCCGAGUCAGACUUGAUUUUGUUUGACUAG
Molecule: messenger RNA, 1329 nt
Organism: Fusarium poae
Lineage: Eukaryota; Fungi; Ascomycota; Sordariomycetes; Hypocreales; Nectriaceae
Exons: 1
Coding region: 1-1329 (442 amino acids)
Source: RefSeq, a predicted model, not a curated record